This is a messenger RNA of Corticium candelabrum, 5258 nucleotides long. RefSeq lists its product as uncharacterized. Lineage: Eukaryota; Metazoa; Porifera; Homoscleromorpha; Homosclerophorida; Plakinidae. The transcript has 2 exons. The record is from RefSeq and is a predicted model, not a curated record. Bases 1242 to 5075 code for a protein of 1277 amino acids. Gene Ontology annotation, biological process: signal transduction; protein phosphorylation. Gene Ontology annotation, molecular function: protein binding; protein kinase activity; ATP binding. Gene Ontology annotation, cellular component: cytoplasm.
UCGGGGGGGGGGGGGGGGAGUGCUGGGUAGUACAGUUCAAAUAGUCAAAUAGUAAUAUAGCAGACUCUUUGUGAUUAAUUAAUCAAUUUGAUCAGAGAUUUUAUUGACGGUGGUUACAGGGCCGGUGGAGCAGAGUGGGCCAGGUGGGCCAUGGCCUACCCAACUUUUGACCACCAACUGGCUUUUUCAAGAACUUUCGGAAAAUUGGUUCAAGCUAUUAAAUAGAUUAGCUAUUACAUUCACUGUGGGAGGGCUUGGCCACGCAAGACCUGGCCCACCCAACAUCUGGAGUGCUCCACCUGCCUGGACUGUUAACACUCAUCAAAUGUGCUACAUGUACAUACAUGAUGUGUUGCAGAUAUGUUUCUUUCCUUGUUUGCUUUCUUCGUCUUCUCUUUGUUUCUUUUUUUUUCUUUUCCCAUCUCUUUGCUUUGGCUCUCUAGGGUUUUAGUAAGUGAAGGCAUAUGAUUUGACGGUCUGGUCUAGUUUCCUUUUCAUCGUCUUCAGAGUAUCACACACAGUCAGGCAAAAAUGUAGUAGCCAGUGUUUGGUGAAGGGUAUAGAUGUAUAGUCCAUGAAGGCGUGUGGUUUAGCAUGUGAGAUAAUUGUGUAACCGCCUAGGCUUUUUUCUACACGGAUUUCACUUACAAUAUAAAAGACAUAUGAAACAACGCAAGGUUCAAUUUAUUUUUGAAUGUUUAGUUUAUCUAUUAGAUAUGUUGUGUUUCAACAGUUUGUCUAGUAAAAGUUGAAAGUGUAGGAAAUCAGUCAUGGAAACUGAAGUUGCGUUAUCUAUUUAAUUAAACUGCUUCUAAACACAGUCAAUGACUGUUGACUCUACUUAGCUUUGUGUGUAGUAAGCUAUAGUCGUUCCAAGUAGCCAUGACACUGGCUUAGCGUGGGGGGAGGCAUUGGGGGUUAAAACCUCCCCAAUCUUCGUAGGCGUGUUAAGCAAAAGCGCCAUGUUUCCGUCAGGUUACCAAACAGUGAGAUGAAUCUUUGUCCAUCACACUGUCCCGGCAAUGGCGGACGUAAAAGUAAAAUGGGCGUGGUUUUGCAGUUUGAUUGAUCAGCCUCCCACACUUGAGGACCACGCUAUGCCGGUGGCCAUGAAUUAUAAAGAAUGUAUUUGUUUGACGUUAGUGAGAGGAUUUCAAAAUUGAAAUUUACUUUGUGUGGCCCCUGCAAUAUGUUAUUACAACUUGAUCACAUCACUGAACGUAUUAGGAGAGGAUGGUCAAAUGAAUUUCAACAUGCACAGUUUUUUACCCGUCCGUACUCGAUUAGCUUCGACAUUCUUGGUCUGUGCAUGUGUGCAGACGUUGACUGUCAUCGUUGCCGUCGAAAUGUAUGCGUUUCCAGGUCUAUGUCUGCUCGUUGCCCUUGUCCAUGUACGGAGUCAGACGCACGAGCGAGCGAACUCCUACGUCCACGAAAGAAGCGGAUCCUUUUCGCAAGACUACGAGGCCAAUCGUUGGCAUUCGUUUUACAGCUGGAGUCGCAACAGUCCAGCAGCGCGGCAGCACGCGGCGGCAUCCGUAGUCGUCGACGCAAAACCGGACGGCAGCUCGAGAGAACUGAUGUUGAUCUACGGGGGCGAAUGCAGCACCCUGGAAAGCGUCGCGUGGAUAUACGACAUCCAUUCCAACUCUUGGGAAGCCGUCGACCGAGAGUCCGUCCCUCCGGCAGUCGCCAUGCACACGAUGGUGACUCUCUGCCAACGACGGGUGCUGAGUUUCGGCGGCUAUCGUUAUGCCGACGGUUCUGGAACGAGAAUGUGUAGUAACGAGACGUGGAUUUUUGAUAUGGCACGAAAGGAGUGGAGUCUCGCGACGACAACUCUUCAUCCCAACAAACGUGGCACCUACAUCGCUCCCCGAUGCAGACACGCCGCGACGGUAGUACGUGACGACAGCAGUCGGUGCAGGUGUAAAGAGUCGAUGCUUGUUUAUGGUGGAUCCGCUCUUAGGGACAGCACGUGGGGACCGGGUCCACACGCCGGUGCUCUAAGGGAUCUCUGGCUAUUGCGUUGCAACGACGAUGCGAAUCAGAUAUAUGAGUGGAUAAGACUUAGCGAAAAGGGACCAAAACUUUGUCAUCCUGCGGCUGUUUCCGUCUUUAACAAGACAAUGAUGUACGUUUUUGGUGCCAUAUUUCCCGGCCAAUACUGGACAGUCUGGUCGUUCUGUCUGGCCAAUAAAACCUGGUCGAGACAAAGCGUUGACAAUAAGAAACGAGAAUCGGCUCCCGGACGAGGUGUGUACAUGACGACUAAUCGGACGGAGCAUUUUCUAGUUUCGUGUUGUGCAAAGCCGCUGACCGUUUUCGAUCUCGUCCGACGUCGUUGGUUUCGACCCGAGCAGUCGGGGCCGCACGGCAUCCCGAGCUUUCAGGCGUCGUCGGCGAUAACCGCCGACGUCGGAGGACGGGAAAUCCUCGCGUUCGGUCGGCCAUUCUUCGUCAUCGAUGCGAGUCACAAUUGGAUGUGGCGUUUGACGAUUCUCGUUAACGGUUCGUGGCAUUGGUCGGUGGAGAAGACACGGGCAUCGAGCUCUCUCUCUGGGAGAUCUUUCAUGGUGGCCGGAUUGAUGGCGACGCAGGAAGAAGCACUCUUGUUUGGUGGGACGGUACUGGGAGGGGAUGUUGAGCAAUUGGGUAGUGAUAACAAUCUGCAUCGUUUAGACUUAAAUACUCGCAGGUGGUCGGUCGAGGUUAUCGACAUCGGGAAUCGACUGGGACCGACGUAUGGGUUCAGAGCCACAGGGACGGUCCUCGCCGAGUCGAUCAUGAUCGUGUAUGGCGGAUUUACACCUCCACGGUGUUGUUGGUUGAAAUUUCUACAAUCGUUAUCACCGCGGAUUGAAACUUGGGGCUAUUAUAAUGACGUGAGGAUGUGGGUGAAGUAUGAGACCCAAGGGAGAGAGCCGACGGGAAGAGUGUUUCACUCUGCUGUAGCCACGGGCUUCGACACGAUGGUAAUAUAUGGCGGGUUCAUUCUACUCGACAAUGGCGGUGGUAUAACGAGAAAGAUGAAGGUCCGUCGCGACCUCUGGAUGUUUACUCUAUUUCCGUCGAAUAAUGACAGUGCCGAUUUGUCAGCGCAAGAGACCGAUUCAUACUGGCGUUUGAUCGACUCAGUUGGUCCCGGCACGUCCUACUUGACAUCACUCGUCGCCAUCGACGACACUCUCUAUUUGUACGGUGGAUCAGACACCAUCAUUAAGCUCGAUCUAAAUUAUGAAGAGGGAUUUUCCGUGCUGACUCUUUCUGCCAGCUGCAAGGACAACCUGUGGACGUACAAUCUCUCCUGCGGCAUGGAAUGUACAUGGAGAGCUGUCCCGUAUGGGGACAUAGGACCCGGACGUCGCUGUGUGCAUGAAGCUUUUGCUUAUGGAGAUCACAUGUUGGUGACAGGAGGCUGUUUCGGUCCGGCAACGGUGAAGCUCAAUUUUGACACCUACCUGUCGCAAUACCAAUGCCACGUAGAGUCGUCCACGUCUGGUGUGUGGCUCUACAAACCAGCGGUGAACACGUGGUUUCAUUUGACGGCUCAGUCGAUGUAUCACAGCGGUAUAUUCGGGACUUCUAGCCUUUUGUGGAAUGACCUCUUGCUGUCGUUCGGUGGACUGCCGCACGAAUCUCUAGCCAUUGGACAAGUUCCCAAGGACUGGCUGGGCUUUUCUUUUUACAGACCGGCAUGCCCCGCUGGUACAACAACUAGUGACCUGAAGAUUCACGUGUGCACGGAUUGUCCCUUGGGCUACUUUGCUGCUUCUCCUGAUUCUGCUUGCGUUCAGUGUCCGGACGGACUGACCACAGUGUCCCCGGGAUCGACCAGUCGAGCAAACUGCAGCCGGUGUGUGCGCGGCUAUUGCGGCUACGGAGUCUGUACGGUCGCACUGCAGGGUCCCGCUCCUUCUUGUACGUGCCGGUUCGGAUUUACCAAAGACGAUGACGGACUGUGUAACGAAGCAACGUACUACAUUGCUGGAACGGGGUUUGUAGCCGGAUUAGCGCUUCUCGUGCUCGUCUUUGUAUUGCUGGCGAAGGCUCGGACGGUGAGAAAACGUCAUAGCAUCGUGUUGAGGGAUAAAGACAGCGAGUUAAGUCGUCGCAACGUUAUACUAGAGAAGAAGGAUCGUGAGCUGAUAGAACUCACUAACAGUUGGAACAUCGAUUCUAAGGAACUGAGACUGCGGAGGAGAAUCGAUAAUGCGUAUCCCGGUGCGUACGGCGAGGUGCACGAAGGAGAGUACAGAGAAAUGAUUGUGGCGGUCAAAAAGUUGCAAGGAGUUCAUCGCCCUAUCAAUCGCAUUUACUUAGAAUUUGAACGUGAGAUCGAGGUGAUGAGAACGAUCAGACACCCAAACAUCGUUCUCUUCUUGGGGGGUGGUCGUUACCAUGACGACGGUUGUCCGUUCCUUGUGGUGGAGUACAUGCCUCGCGGAUCGCUCACGACGAUAUUGAGCAACCAAGACAUCUAUCUCGACGACGACUCGAAACUGCGAUUCGCCACUGACGCUGCGAAGGGAAUGCGGUUCUUGCACAGUCAACGUCCGCCUCGAAUCCAUCGUGAUCUGAAGAGUGGUAAUCUGUUGGUGAGUCAGAAGUGGGUCGUCAAGGUUGCCGAUUUUGGAGCAGCUCGCCUGGUGAAAGACGAAGGAGUGUGUCAGGACGCUGUGAGAGGAGAAGGGUUUCUUGAUCAGUCGGCUCCCCUUCUUCACGCCGACUAUCAACUCUCGUCUGGCGUUGGAACACCGUCUUGGUGUGCUCCAGAGAUAUUAUGUGGGCAACGAUAUGGAACACCAGCCGACGUCUACAGUUUCGGUAUUGUCAUGUGGGAGAUUUGGUCACGGAAGUCUCCCUAUUAUGAUCAAACGUGUCGACGUUUGACAAUGUCUAUUGUGAAUGGCAUCAGGCCGACUGUGCCGGAGGACGAGCCGGACUGCUAUAUCCAACUGAUGCAAGCCUGUUGGUCAGGAAAAGCAGACUGCAGACCAACGUUUCGGGAAAUUGUACGCAUGCUAGAAGACAUGAGUGAAAAGAGCAUAAGCUUAGUGCGUCCUGACGCUUGAGAUGAAAUUGAUUAACAUUGCACAGCACUGGAGCAGGAUUCUGGGAUUCCUAGUGGCUUGCACAGCUUCCGUAUAGUUUCUGUUGUGUAAACUUUUAGACAUGAUUGACUUUGCUGCACUGACUUGCGUAGUCUGUUGUUAGGUUGUAGUGCGUGACAGCAACAAGGAGCUGCAAUUUGCGUU